UGCACGCUAUCUUAGUGUGCGUAACCUCGGGAGAGCUUCAGUCACGAUCGCGGCGCCGUCCGGGUCACUAGUGCUUUUGAGUCCGCGUCAAAAUUUUUCGGAGAGUAACGUCAGCAUGGCAAGUAAACGGAGAAGAGUUGUCCACAGUGAGGGUCGAAGCAUGAUAGCUAGCGUUUAUCACUUUCUACGUGAAGAGUAUGAAUUUACGAAAUCAGUUAUGGAACCUAACUGUGAUUUGUCUCAUUUACGAGAUAUUACACGGCGUGCAGCUGAGGCUACAGGUGUUUCUAUGAAAACUGUUCAACGGAUAUUAAAAGAAGAGAAGGGACUGCCAUCCUCUUUAUCAAAAUUCACUUCUCCUAUGAAGAAAAGAAGAAAGCGGGAUAAUAAGAUAGAAAUAGAUAAUUUAACAGCCGAUGUUGUUCGCAGUACUAUCCAAAAUUUCCAUGUCAUUCAUAAAGAAAUUCCAACGUUGGCUAAGAUAAGAACGGUAUUAAAUGAAAAAAUUAACUUUGAAGGUUGUAUAGAAACUGUUCGUCAGUUGUUACUGAAGUUAGGGUACAAGUGGCGUAAAACAGAGAAUAACCGUAAAGUUUUGACGGAGCGUCAUGAUAUACAAAUGUGGUGUUUAAAGUUUUUGAAGAAAAUGGCAGAAUAUCGCAGUCAAGGUCGGCCAAUUGUGUAUACCGAUGAAAGUUAUGUCCUUUCGACACACGUGCGAAACAACACCUGGGCACAACAAAAAGAGAGCACGCCAUUCUUAAAAAAAAUUUCCACGGGCACUCGCUUUAUAUUAGUGCACGCGGGAACAAAGGAUGGGUUUAUUGAAAAUGCUGCAUUGAUUUACAAGGCCAACUCAACAGCUGGCGAUUAUCAUUCUAACAUGAGCUAUGAUAAUUAUGUUAAAUGGCUAAACGAAAAACUUUUACCCAAUUUAGCUCCAGGCUCUGUCAUUGUCUUAGACAAUGCUUCAUAUCACAAUACACGGUCUGAAAAACUUCCGACAUCGGCUACAAAGAAAGAAGAUAUGAAGCAAUGGCUCAGGGAUAAGGGUAUACCAUUUGAGCAAUCUCUCCUUAAAUUGGAAUUGUACGACAUUAUAAAAAAAUACAAAGCUGAACACAUAGCGUACAAAAUUGAUGAUUUUAUUAAGAGCAAGGGUUUUGAGGUCAUACGCCUUCCCCCCUAUCACCCAGAAUUAAAUGCAAUUGAAAACAUUUGGGGGAUUGUAAAAAAUUAUAUCGCAUCAAAGAAUAUCGAGCAAAACAUGACAAACACUGAAAGACUGAUCAACGAAAGCUUGUAUCGAGUAAGCAGCGAAACAUGGCAAAAAACGUGUGCUCAUGUCGAAAAAAUUGAAAAAGAAUACUUAAAAUACGUCGACCUGGAUUUUGAGUUCAUAAUUAAUUUGCAGGACGAUUCCGACGACAGCGAAUCGGAACUUGAAUCCGAUAGUGAUUAA
This is a messenger RNA of Ostrinia nubilalis (European corn borer), 1462 nucleotides long. RefSeq lists its product as uncharacterized. The record is from RefSeq and is a predicted model, not a curated record. The transcript has 2 exons. NCBI's taxonomy places the organism in Eukaryota, Metazoa, Arthropoda, Insecta, Lepidoptera, Crambidae. The coding region runs from base 116 to 1462 and encodes 448 amino acids. Gene Ontology annotation, molecular function: nucleic acid binding.